This is a messenger RNA of Gymnogyps californianus (California condor), 1745 nucleotides long. It is a transcript of the gene DPAGT1, whose product is annotated as dolichyl-phosphate N-acetylglucosaminephosphotransferase 1. Gene Ontology annotation, cellular component: membrane. Gene Ontology annotation, biological process: dolichol-linked oligosaccharide biosynthetic process; protein N-linked glycosylation. The record is from RefSeq and is a predicted model, not a curated record. NCBI's taxonomy places the organism in Eukaryota, Metazoa, Chordata, Aves, Accipitriformes, Cathartidae. Gene Ontology annotation, molecular function: UDP-N-acetylglucosamine-dolichyl-phosphate N-acetylglucosaminephosphotransferase activity. The transcript has 9 exons. Bases 3 to 1223 code for a protein of 406 amino acids.
CCAUGGCGGCCUGGCCCGCCGUGCCCCUCCUCAUCAACCUCGGCGGGUCGCUGCUGGGCUUCGCGGCCACGCUGACGCUGAUCCCGGCCUUCAAGGACCACUUUCUGGCCGCGCGGCUCUUCGGCGAAGACCUCAACAAGGCCUCACGGCGGCCCGUCCCCGAAGCACAGGGUGUGAUCAGCGGGGCCGUGUUCCUGAUCAUCCUCUUCUGCUUCAUCCCCGUGCCCUUCCUGAGGUGCUUCGUGGAGGAGCAGUGCGCGGCCUUCCCUCACGACGAGUUCGUGGAGCUCAUCGGUUCGCUCCUCGCCAUCUGCUGCAUGAUUUUCCUGGGCUUUGCAGAUGACGUCCUGAACCUGCGCUGGCGCCACAAGCUGCUCCUGCCUACCAUGGCCUCCCUCCCGCUGCUCAUGGUUUACUUCACCAACUUCGGGAACACGACCAUUGUGGUGCCUAAGCCCUUCCGGGUGCUGCUGGGCAUGCACUUGGACCUGGGUAUCCUCUACUACGUGUACAUGGGCAUGCUAGCAGUGUUCUGCACUAACGCCAUCAACAUUCUCGCUGGAAUUAAUGGAAUUGAAGCAGGGCAGUCUCUGGUGAUAGCUGCUUCCAUUAUCGUAUUCAACAUUGUAGAGUUAAAUGGGGAUUAUCGAGAUGAUCACAUCUUUUCUCUCUACUUCAUGAUUCCCUUUUUUUUUACCACGCUGGGGCUGUUUUACCACAACUGGUACCCUUCUCGAGUGUUUGUCGGGGACACCUUCUGCUACUUUGCCGGCAUGACCUUCGCCGUGGUGGGGAUCUUGGGGCACUUCAGCAAAACAAUGCUGCUUUUUUUCAUCCCGCAAGUGCUCAACUUCCUCUACUCUUUGCCUCAACUCUUCCACGUCAUUCCUUGUCCCCGUCACCGGCUGCCGAGGCUCAAUCCUAGUACAGGGAAGUUGGAGAUGAGCUACUCCAAAUUCAAAACUAAGAGCCUCUCUGCCCUGGGAAUAAACAUUCUGAAGGCAGUCAAGAUCUUGCACGUAGUAGAUGUGAGGAGCGGAACGGAUGAAGAUGGCGAAUACACCGAGUGCAAUAAUAUGACACUGAUUAACUUUGUUAUAAAGCUGAUUGGACCCACCCACGAGCGAAGUCUCACUCUCCUGUUGCUACUCAUUCAGGUCCUGGGCAGCACGAUUGCAUUUUCAGUCCGGUACCAACUAGUGCGCUUGUUUUACGAUGUCUGACUGGGCUGUUGGGAGCAGGGGAAAGAGUUGUACCUGCCAGUCAGUUUUCGCUAAUUGCUGACGAAAUGAUUCAACUGAUCUUACUCCGGCCCUCCAAGAACCUCAGGACACCUGUCAAAAUGCAAGCAACUACACUGCGUGGGCCAGUCUUGAACCGUCAUCGUCUUUUUUUGUGCAUAGGAGGCUUUUGUCCGAUUCUGCUGACAGAAAAGAUUCAGUGCUACUUGGACAUCGUUGUUCCUGGGAGUACAUGACCCAAAAGACCUCACAGCACUUAGGGAAAGCGGGAAAGAUUAAAUCUCUAUACAUCUAACAAGCAUGUUACCGUCUCCCGAGAGAGAAAACGGGAACUUCAGUUUCUGUGAGACUCUCUACAGCAGAACAAGUAAACCAGAAUCCUCUCCUGGCUUCUCCAAUGCUGUCUUUGGUCCACGGACAUAGAGUGACAUGUUAUAAAUCAUACCCAAAACUCAGAGCACUCUGAGAAUAAAAUAACUCGUGGUACCCUUUCCCCUUCAGUGC